UUCAACCUUCAAAUGUAUGCAUCCUAUUGAAGCACGUCCUCAGACCUCAGCCCCCACCUCUGUACAAACAAUAAACACCUACCUAUACACAUUCUCAAGCAUGCUCUGAACUUGAAAACCCAAUUCAUUUCAUUUACAAUGAAGAACACUCAUAUAUCCAAAUCUCUCAAUCUUCUCUAUUCAAUCCCCUCUGAUGACAACAACAUUGAUGAUUUCAAUCCACUCUUUUCUCACCUAAAUUCAACCCUUUUAUCUUCUCAUACAAACCCUAACCAACCCAUUUCAAAAUCCAACAAAAUUCUCAAACCCCAUCUCAAAUUCGGCUCAACUUCCAUCUCCGUAGAGACCCAAACCACAAAUCUUGAAAAACCCAUUUCUCAGAAUUGGAUAAGAACAGGUAGCAAGGACGUACCAGUUGUUUUCAAGAAUCUCUCUGUUUUGGAAAGGGCUCUUAUUGGUGCUGGUGGCGGAGGGAUUGCUGGGGCAUUUACUUAUGUAUGUCUUCAUCCACUUGAUACUAUUAAAACUAAGUUACAAGCAAAAGGGGCUAAAGAUAUGUAUAAUGGCACAUUUGAUGCAAUUGCUAAAACUUUUCAAAGCAAAGGGAUUUUGGGGUUUUAUAGCGGGGUUUCUGCGGUAAUUGUUGGGUCUACAUUUUCAUCUGCGAUGUAUUUUGGUACUUGUGAGUUUGGGAAGUCUAUUUUGUCGAAAUUUGAUUAUCCAACUGUGCUUAUUCCUCCAACUGCUGGGGCAAUGGGGAAUAUUAUAUCAUCGGCUAUUAUGGUGCCUAAAGAAUUGAUUACACAACGAAUGCAAACUGGGGCCAAGGGAAGGUCUUGGGAGGUUUUGUUGAGAAUUCUAGAGAAAGAUGGGUUUUUGGGUUUGUAUGCUGGUUAUUCUGCUACAUUGUUGAGGAAUUUGCCUGCAGGUGUGUUGAGUUAUUCGUCGUUUGAGUACUUGAAAGCUGCAGUUUUAAGUAAAACAAACCAGACGAACUUGAACCCGUUACAGAGUGUUAUAUGUGGAGCUUUAGCUGGUGCUACCUCAGCUACGUUGACGACACCGUUGGAUGUUGUUAAGACUCGACUGAUGACUCAGGUUCAUAGAGAUACUGCUGCCGGAGUUUCGGCUACUGUGAAACAGAUUUUAAGGGAUGAAGGCUGGGUUGGUUUUACUCAUGGAAUGGGGCCUAGAGUUAUCCACAGCGCUUGCUUUUCAGCUUUAGGGUACUUUGCCUUUGAGACAGCUAGGCUUGCAAUUUUGCAUCAAUAUCUCAGUCAGAAGCAGCUUCGAGAAGAUAAUCUUGACCUAGCUGUUCCACAUAAGUGAAGUGGCUGUGAUCUCAUGUUGCUACGCCCUGUAACCAUGUUGAGCUGGAAUAUUGUCAGUCAUUGCCCUUAUUCCAUUUUUAAUUCAGUAUUAUGACAAUUGCAUUCAGUUUCUUUUUAUCGAGUCUUGCAGUAUUUUAGUUGUCAGAGACAUGAGCCUCUAUGAUGGCAAUUUUUCCUUGUAGUGCUUUCCAGUGUAUACAAUUUCACUUAAUGGUAAAUAGAGGUUGUUCAGGAUAUGCAAGCAUGAAUGAAGAUAAUGUUUUAUAUGUCAUGAUCAAGAUGGCUCAAGAUUAUUUUUUUUC
Messenger RNA from Daucus carota subsp. sativus, 1633 nucleotides. Its product is annotated as protein MITOFERRINLIKE 1, chloroplastic. Gene Ontology annotation, molecular function: S-adenosyl-L-methionine transmembrane transporter activity. The record is from RefSeq and is a predicted model, not a curated record. The transcript has a single exon. Bases 139 to 1329 code for a protein of 396 amino acids. Lineage: Eukaryota; Viridiplantae; Streptophyta; Magnoliopsida; Apiales; Apiaceae. Gene Ontology annotation, cellular component: mitochondrial inner membrane; chloroplast envelope.